This is a messenger RNA of Hyalella azteca, 1104 nucleotides long. RefSeq names its product ficolin-2-like. The record is from RefSeq and is a predicted model, not a curated record. The transcript is spliced from 5 exons. Lineage: Eukaryota; Metazoa; Arthropoda; Malacostraca; Amphipoda; Hyalellidae. Bases 430 to 1104 code for a protein of 224 amino acids.
GUGGAAGCGUCAACGUUCCGCUUUGAAGAAGAGGCUGGCAACACGAGAGAGCUUAUAGGCAAUAAGAACCGGGACACGCUAAAUGCCAUCAACAGCCUGCUGAAGAUUGUCGAGCAACGAUUUUGCUCUCCAAACAACGAAACCCUUGCAGAGUUUGUUCCUGGGAAAGAAUCAGCAAACUACGCGGCUUUGUGGACAAAUGCAAUAGAUCAAACUAUUGAACGGGUUAACGGCCGAGGCGACCUGCCUCGUCCAAACAGGCAGUCCCACCUAGUGAAAAACAUACGUCGAACAUCUGUAGCAACAGAAAGAGAUGCAACUGCCUUACCACCACCUCAACCUACGUUAGUAGCAGAAAAUAAUGAUAGCUCUAUUAUAAAUGUGCACUACGGGAUCAACACCCAACAAACAAGUAGCGUAAACGUUUCGAUGGAGAAAAAAGAACUAAAUAGCACAGGACCCAAAAUUCCAUUUUCUCCCAACCACAGCAUAUCCUCAAAAGGAUCCUCAACAUCGCCCAUCAUUGGUUCCGAGUCCGUGGUUCUGAAGGUUUCAAAAACUAAGAGGUUACUAGGAUGUCACACAGUGUCCGUUAAUGGCAUUGUAAGGUUACCUGGCGCAUCUCAAACGACCCCUGAUGAACAAGCAUAUUUCGUCAGGUUUUGCGACCAGUCGUUGCCCGGCAAGGGUUGGACGGUGAUCCAGAGACGCGGUCCACCGAUGGGUUUUACUGGACAUCACGAUCCCCUAAAUUUCACUCGCUCGUGGGAGGAAUACAAAAAGGGUUUCGGGGACCUUAAUGGGGAAUUCUGGUGGGGAAACGAAAACAUUCACAGACUGUCUCAAGAAGAGGACUUGACGCUGAGGUUUGACUUGUGGGAUUUUGAAGGCAAUCAUGCAGUUGCCGAGUACGACUCCUUCAAACUGGCAAACGAGAGCAGCGCCUAUAGGCUGAGCGUUUCGGGCUACCACGGCAACGCAUCCGACAGCUUCUCUGCGCACGACAACUUCAGGUUCAGCACACACGACCGCGACAAUGACAUGGCCCCAGACUGCUGCCCCUGUGCCCCAGCCUAUGGCGGGGGAUGGUGGUUCUUCAGGUGA